Messenger RNA from Penicillium coprophilum, 468 nucleotides. Its product is annotated as Glycoside hydrolase family 71. The transcript has a single exon. Gene Ontology annotation, molecular function: glucan endo-1,3-alpha-glucosidase activity. The record is from RefSeq and is a predicted model, not a curated record. The coding region runs from base 1 to 468 and encodes 155 amino acids. NCBI's taxonomy places the organism in Eukaryota, Fungi, Ascomycota, Eurotiomycetes, Eurotiales, Aspergillaceae.
AUGCCUGCCUCAUUCCUUUGGUGGCGCUACAUGCUUUUCCUGUCAUGCUUAUUCUAUACCCAGGGGUAUUCCCGUGCUGUGUUCGCCCAUUUCAUGGUCUUAAAUACGGCCGGAUAUUCAGUCUCGAACUGGGAAAAUGAGAUCCAGCUCGCGCAGGAUGCCCAUAUCGACGCAUUCGCUUUGAAUAUCGCAAACGGAGAAGACACCACCUCCAGUUCCAUGCCGAAUGCCUUUAUAGCCGCCGAAAAUCUCAAAUUCUCUCUUUUCUUCUCUUUCGACUAUGCAGGCAAUGGAGCAUGGGAUAAAGGCGACGUGCUGAGUCUCUUGAACAAAUACGCUUCCAGUGGCGCCUAUUACCUCCACGGGAAAACUCCACUGGUCUCGACAUUUGAAGGACCUGGCAAUUAUCCCAUGAGAGGGUUAUAUAUCGCAGGUCCCAAUCGUCGCCCGACCCGGGGAUCUUACUAG